AUGUCGUUUUCCAAGGCAGUGCCACCCCAGCCGUGGUACAGAGUUCCGACGGGCUGGCAAGGACGCUUGUACGGCGGCGAGGUAGCAUUCGCCGCUUGUGCCACCCAUCCUGCGGGAGUCGGCCACGGAUCCCUCUCGAUGGACAUCACCGUUGCUCACACCGGACCGGUCACCCCCAGCCAGUUCAAAUCCCUCCUCCUCGCCGCGUGGGUCGACGUCCGCUUCAAUCUUCACCCAGCGCUGGCUGCCGUCAGCGGUGUGCCGUCUGACCUGCUCGAUACCGAUGGCUAUACAAUGCUUUACCCGGAGGUGGACGAGGCUGGGGCAAAGGCGUGGGCAGCAGAGACGGUCUUCGAGCACGGCGCGACGACGAGUCUGGAACUGGUGGCCUCGCUCCAACCCACCUCGCCUACAGCCCGCUCAUCAUGUGCCGUACUGCACUAUGUUCCGUCCUCCCAGCUCGACAACGUCCUCCAUAUCGUCCUCGUGGUCGGUCACUGGAUCACGGACGGCCGCGGGGCGUUCAAGAUCCUCAAUCACCUCGUCCAACACAUCAACAACCCUCGGUCGGACGCGUACACUUGGGGGACGAGGUCACCAGACUCACGGUACCCCUCGGGGUCGCCACCGGGCUUCCGACUGCCGGACCGGAGCAGCCCGACUCUCGCGCAUGCGGCGCCCUCGGCGGAUCUGGCACAGUGUGCUCCGGACGUCAUAUCCGACUUGACCCUGUCGGAAUCGGAUUCGGCCGCGUUGCUCAAGGCAUGCCGGGCGCAUGGCGUGACGGUCACUGCUCUCCUCAACGUCCUGUUCAGCAUGGUCGUCGCUGUCGAUCAGGCUGCUUUGGCACCCUUCAAAACGGUGUCGUUCCCCUUCCUCGCCAUCCACCACGGCCAUGCCCUCGUCGAGGACCACCGACACGGUGUUGGACUGCAGAUAUCAAUCGCACCUUUUGUCAUGGAGACGGGGACAGUGGCGGCGUGUCUGGAUCCGUGCCAGGUGCGCGUUGACGCCAUCUGGACGGCAGCAGGAGAAGCCAACAAGCGGCUCGAGGAAGGAAAGUCGACCAACAUCUCAAUCACCUUUGAGCACGAAAUUAUCCAAGCUCUACUUCCCGUCCUCCUCGCCAAUAACGGGGAGCUCUUCUAUCGUGAUGCUUCGCCCUUCGUUACCUCGGUCGGUCUGGUCACUCCGCUCUUCCCACAGUCGGCGGAUGCGACGUGGAGGGUGAUUGGCGUCGCGAACGGCUUCACGGCGCGCUGGAUUCACCCUGCUGCGCACUUCUGGGAGUGGCGGGAUCGGACGACCGUGCGGAUCGUAGCGAGAGCGGCGUAUGACAAGGAGCACUCGAUUGAGGGGAUGAAGGGGGAGCUGGCGGUGUAUAUCGAGGAGUUGCUGAAGGAAUACCAAUAG
This is a messenger RNA of Dioszegia hungarica, 1413 nucleotides long. RefSeq lists its product as uncharacterized. The record is from RefSeq and is a predicted model, not a curated record. The transcript is spliced from 4 exons. NCBI's taxonomy places the organism in Eukaryota, Fungi, Basidiomycota, Tremellomycetes, Tremellales, Bulleribasidiaceae. Bases 1 to 1413 code for a protein of 470 amino acids.